CAAACGCGGCAGAGCAAAUAGCGGAGAAAACCGGGUUCAGCUGCAACCAAAGCGGAGUCUGAAGGGAGUAGCGAUGCUCGCUUCUUUCCGAUUCUCUGCCUCUCCUCAAGCCACUGCAACGGGAAUACCAAAGACGUCACCGGUUCUUUGCUCCAUCUCCUCUUCUUCUCCUCCCACCAUCAAAAACUUCAACUUUACUCUUCCCACUAGAAGAGCAGCUCUUUUCCUUGCUUCUUCUCUCACCUCUUCUCUGCUCCAAUUCCUCGCCCAGUCCCACUUCGCAAAAGCCCUAGAGAAAGACGAACCCCAAGAAGAAGAGGAAAGAGUUGUACGGAUCUUUCAGGAGUCCUCCCCUGCUGUGGUCUACAUAAAGUAUUUGGAGGUGCAAGAGAAAGCUGGGAAGAACAAGGGAAACAACAUCAAUGGUUCGGUUGAAGGAGAAGAUGAGGAUUUAGGAGAUGCAAAGGUCGAGGGAACAGGCUCUGGGUUCGUUUGGGAUGAAGUUGGGCAUAUUGUUACAAAUUAUCAUGUUGUAGCUAAAUUGGCCACAGAUACAACUGGUCGAUAUCGUUGCGGGGUUGGUAAGAAUGAUUAUUAUUUAAGGUUUUCUUUUCAAGUUUUUCUUGAAGGUUCAAAUGGGAGAACCUUUGCAAAGGAAGGAAGGCUUGUGGGCUUUGAUCCUUCUUAUGAUCUUGCUGUUCUAAAGAUUGAUAUUGAUAGGGACAAGCUAAGACCGGCACAGAUUGGUACGUCGCAAGAUCUGCGAGUGGGUCAGAGCUGUUUUGCCAUUGGGAAUCCUUUUGGAUAUGAGCACACUUUGACAACAGGGGUAGUAAGUGGUCUACGAAGGGAGAUACCUUCUCCAAAUGGAGGAGCAAUUCGUGGAGCCAUACAAACAGAUGCAGCUAUUAAUGCUGGGAACUCUGGUGGCCCUUUGAUUGACUCUUAUGGUCAUGUUAUUGGAGUUAACACAGCAACAUUCACACGAAAGGGAUCAGGCAUUUCUUCUGGUGUCAACUUUGCCAUACCAAUUGAUGCUGUUGUUCGCAUUGUCCCUUCCCUCAUCAUCAAUGGAACUGACAUCAAAAACAGGUGAUUUCAAGAAAAAGUUUGUUCAUGAUAGAUGCAACUUACACAA
Messenger RNA from Phalaenopsis equestris, 1138 nucleotides. Its product is annotated as protease Do-like 5, chloroplastic. The transcript has 9 exons. Bases 74 to 1096 code for a protein of 340 amino acids. Gene Ontology annotation, molecular function: serine-type endopeptidase activity. Lineage: Eukaryota; Viridiplantae; Streptophyta; Magnoliopsida; Asparagales; Orchidaceae. The record is from RefSeq and is a predicted model, not a curated record. Gene Ontology annotation, biological process: proteolysis.